Molecule: messenger RNA, 1785 nt
Organism: Rubroshorea leprosula
Lineage: Eukaryota; Viridiplantae; Streptophyta; Magnoliopsida; Malvales; Dipterocarpaceae
Source: the annotation of a GenBank genome assembly
CAAGGCCCUCCCAACCAUUCUUCCCCAUCUCCCCUUGAAAACAAAACUUCCCAUUUCCUUUCUCUCCGGUUAACUCCCCUCCAGGGCGAUGUCUCUCUCCGUCUUCCUCCUAUGGCUCGUCAUCAUUCCUUUCUCCGUCUGCUCUGCCUCUGCUCCUAAAGGCUAUUUCAUAAACUGCGGUUCCUCCGGUUCGCAGACCGUCGGCAACCUCAGUUACAUAGGAGACGAUAGCUUCAUUUCCACUGGAAGCCAAUUCUCUUUCAAUAAAUCCGAUUUAGUGCCCAUAUUGAACACGUUGAGGUACUUUCCCGAUGAAUCGGCGAGGAAAUUCUGCUACGUAGUUCCGGUGAUCAAGGGUGCGAAGUACUUGGUAAAAACCACGUACUAUUACGGAGGGUUCGACGGAGGGAAGGAACCGCCGGUGUUCGAUCAGAUUAUCGGUGGGACGAAAUGGAGUCUCGUCAAUACGACGGAGGAUUACGCCAAUGGAAUGAGUUCGUAUUACGAGAUUAUCGUGGCCGCCUCCGGGAAAACACUAAGCGUUUGCCUCGCGAGAAACGCGCAGACGGCUUCCAGUCCGUUUAUCUCUUCUCUCGAAGUGGAAUUGCUUGAUGAUUCCGUUUAUAAUUCCACUGAUUUUGAAAAAUACGCACUCAGUACUGUUGCGAGGAAUUUCUUUGGAGGGGAUGGGGCCAUGAUCAGCUUUCCAGAUGAUCCAUACAAUCGAUUGUGGCAGCCAUUCAAGGAUCAGAAUCCGGUUGUUGUGGGUCGUUCGAAUGUUACCCCUUCUGAUUUCUGGAAUAAUCCACCGGUUAAAGCGUUCGGAAAUGCAAUUACGACGAGCAGAGGGAAGACGCUGCAAAUACAGUGGCUGCUGUUUACACUUCCGGCAACCAAGUACUACAUUGCAUUGUAUUUCCAAGAUAAUCGAGCCUCGAGUCCUUAUAGUUGGAGAGUCUUCAGUGUUUCAGUGAAUGGCAAGAGCUUCUACAACAGUCUCAAUGUCACAACUUCUGGUGUUACCGUUUCAGGAGUAUGGCCUCUAUCUGGACAGGUUCAGAUCACCUUAACUCCUGAUGCAAAUAGUCCGGUUGGACCCGUGAUCAAUGCUGGGGAGAUACUGCAGCUUAUUCCUCUUGGUGGAAGGACUGUUACUAGAGAUGUGAUGGUAAUGGAAGAAUUAGUAAGAAGUUUUAACAACACGCCAUUGGAUUGGAUAGGGGAUCCAUGCCGGCCUGUUGAGAACUCAUGGACAGGAGUUUCAUGCUCCAAUGACAAUUUUGCCAGGGUCAUCUCUUUGAAUCUUACAAAUGUUGGGCUGACUGGCUCUCUCCCUUCUAUCAUAAACCGUUUAACUGCACUCCAUCAUCUUUGGCUAAGUGGAAAUCAACUAUCAGGUUCGAUUCCUGACAUGGGUUUGUUGAGCAAGCUUGAAACUCUGCAUCUGGAGAACAACCAGUUCACAGGACCAAUUCCCAACUCUUUAGGAAAUCUUGUGAAUCUUCGUGAGAUAUUUCUUCAGAACAACAAUCUUGAUGGCCCAAUUCCUGAGGCACUACAGGAAAGGAGUGGCAUAAAUAUACAGGUGUCUCCCGGAAAUCAUCUGUCGGCAUAAUACGAAGGAUGAGAGAGAGUAAUUUAAAACUACUAACAUCGCAUUACAAUUACGCAACUCUAGCGUCAAUUCCAUGUUUGCUAAACCAGAAAUGACUUCAGGAAAUACUGUAUGAAACAUUUGUACACAGCUAACGUAUUUUCAUUGCUCAUUAAAAACUGUUGACUUCU